AUGGCGGCCACGUCCUCGGCAUAUGCGGCGCCGUAUAACAUUGACGGGGUAGGCCCGAGUCGAACGCCGGUUGACUUCUCGGCAGCGCUAUCGAUAUGGAAGGACAUCAACCUCACCGAUCUUCAGCAACAGCUCAACGAUACCGCUCCGGAGCUUCUCGAAGCACAAAAGGCGGCUGUCGCCAACCGCAAGAAGCUCGCUGAUCAGACAAGGGAGUUCAAGAAGCAGCCAGAUACCAACAAGCUCGAAAGCUUCAAGCCAUUGCUCAAAGCCUACCAGGCUGAAAUCGACACACUCACCAAAAGAUCCAAAGCCGCCGAGAAUGCCUUUCUCAACGUUCAUUCUGCCCUCACAACAGCACCGGAUCCAUAUCCUUUUCUGGAGGUGACGCUGGACCAGGCAGCUUCGCUCAAUGAUCUGGAAAGCUUGAAGGAGGAUAAUGCGAAGCUCAGAAGGGACCUCGCCCAGCAGACUGCUGAGGCUGACGCCAACAGAGAGCGAGAAGCUGAGCACACACGUUUGCAACAACGUAUUCUCUCUCUCGAAAAGGAUUUUGAAACAAAGCUACAACAACAAACUGCAGCACUCGAGCUCGAACUCUCUGCAAAGUGGGACGAAAGGAUACGCAACCUCAAAGAAAGAGAAGCCGAUCUGACAAAGUCACUCAACUUGGCACUGGAGCAGCUCAAGGAUCUCAAAUCAAGGGACGAGACAGCUACAGCCAAGCUCCUCGAAAAGGGUCACGACGACGAGCAACAGGACAGCAAGAGCAACUUUGCCGAAGUCGAGCUCCUUUCUCGCGAUCUGGAGCGUGCACACGCCCGUAUCGAGAGCGUCGAGAGACGCAACGAGCAGCUUCGUUCCGAAAUCGAGAGUGUCAAGAGCGGUCGCCAGGAGAGCAAUCAACUGCAAAAGCUUCAGCUCGAAGCACAGGAGAAGGACCGCAAACUCACACAAGUCCAGACCCUUCUCGAAUCGGCACGUCAGCAAUCCGAAACCAUCAGCAAGCAGGUCGCCUCCUCGCAAGAGGAAAAGAUCAAGUUGCAAUCCGAGAAGGAUGCAGAGAUUGAAUCGCUGCGUACCAAACUUCAACAACGCAGCGAUUACGCCGAUAUCAAGCGCGAGCUUGAGAUUGUCAAAGCCGUUCGCUUCAAUGCUGAUGACGACGACGAUGAUGAUGAACUAUCUGCCACCUCGUCGGCCACUGCAAACGGCGACUCACCAUCAACGAAGAAGGCGGCAGAGGCAAAAAGCCUGGAGGUGUUACUGCUCGAGAAGAACAAGCGUCUCGAAGAUCAACUUGCUACAUUAAGGGUUUCGAACGGCGAUCUCUCAGCCUCCCUUGACAAAGUUUCAGCAGAGCUCGCCUCUUUGAAGCAGAAGCACACACAUCUCAAGUUGCUCAAUGAGAAACUCGAAACUGACCUGGCUUCCAUCGGUCGCGAAGGGCGCUCCAACACAAAGACAUCAGCAGCCAUGAGUGCCGAGGAGGUGAUGAGAGAGAUGGAGUCGCUCGAAGCUGAAGCAACGCAAAUAAGCCAAAGCACAAAAGCGCGAAACAGCAACACGGGGGCGCAGAAGGACGGACUGAAUGGAGUUCAUCCGGCAAGAUCAGUCCCGACGCCAGCUUCACCAAGACCUUCUACAUCCUCACGUGCUGCUGCUACUGGCGAGAGCAGCAUUCUUCCCAUCGUCACCUCACAGAGAGACCGCUUCCGCAAUCGCAACGCUGAGCUCGAAGAAGAGCUACGCAAGCAAUUUGAAACCAUCAGCGAGCUUCGCACCGAGAUCAAAACUCUUCAAUCAGACAACUUGGGUCUAUACGAAAAGGUUCGCUAUCUGCAGAGCUAUGGUCCCGCGGGUGCCCGUCGAACAGGCAGCGGCGGAGAUUCGGUAAUUCAGAUUGGCGUUGGCGCAGCGGGACGCACGGAUGCGUCAGGUGCCUAUCCGCCACCUAGGAUGGGUGGCAGCGAUGAUAAGUAUCGCGCUAAGUAUGAAGAGUCCAUGAACCCCUUUGAAGCCUUCCGUGGCAGAGAGCAGUCCAGAGCAAUGGCUCAGCUCAAUCCGCUUGAACGCGCUUUACACAUCCUCACUCGUCUUGUCCUGGGCCAUCGUCGGAUGCGACUGUUCUUCAUCGCUUACGCCAUCUUCCUUCACUUCCUCAUCUUUGCCAUGUUGUUCGAAGUCUCACACACUUCCUCCGCUGAGACUUGCUCAGUGCCGAAAUAA
Ustilago hordei is the source of this 2229-nucleotide messenger RNA. RefSeq lists its product as uncharacterized. The transcript has a single exon. Bases 1 to 2229 code for a protein of 742 amino acids. Gene Ontology annotation, biological process: intra-Golgi vesicle-mediated transport. Gene Ontology annotation, cellular component: Golgi membrane. Lineage: Eukaryota; Fungi; Basidiomycota; Ustilaginomycetes; Ustilaginales; Ustilaginaceae. The record is from RefSeq and is a predicted model, not a curated record.